Pteropus alecto (black flying fox) is the source of this 2861-nucleotide messenger RNA. RefSeq names its product G protein-coupled receptor class C group 6 member A (gene GPRC6A). The record is from RefSeq and is a predicted model, not a curated record. Gene Ontology annotation, molecular function: G protein-coupled receptor activity. Gene Ontology annotation, cellular component: membrane. The coding region runs from base 44 to 2824 and encodes 926 amino acids. NCBI's taxonomy places the organism in Eukaryota, Metazoa, Chordata, Mammalia, Chiroptera, Pteropodidae. The transcript is spliced from 6 exons. Gene Ontology annotation, biological process: G protein-coupled receptor signaling pathway.
GAUUCUUAAGAACGUGCAUGAAGUGAGCAAAUGAGAUAGAAACAUGGCAUUAUUGAUUAUAAUGAUUACCUGCUUUGUGAUUAUUCUUGCUACUUCCCAGCCUUGCCAGAGCCCUGAUGACUUUGUGGCUGCCACUUCUCCAGGGCAUAUUAUGAUUGGAGGUUUGUUUGACAUUCAUGAAAAAAUGCUGUUCUCAGAAGACUAUCCUAGACGACCAGAAAUCCAGAAGUGUGUUGGCUUUGAAAUAUCAAUUUUUCUUCAAACUCUUGCUAUGAUACACAGCAUCGAGAUGAUCAAUAAUUCAACACUUUUAUCUGGAGUCAAACUGGGGUACGAAAUCUAUGACACUUGUUCAGAAGUCACAGUGGCAAUGGCAGCUGCUCUGCGAUUUCUUUCUAAGUUCAACUGCUCCAGAGAAAUUGUGGAGUUUAAAUGUGACUAUUCCACCUACAUGCCAAGGGUUAAGGCUGUCAUAGGGGCUGGCUACUCAGAAAUAAGCAUGGCUGUCUCCAGGAUGUUGAAUUUACAGCUCAUGCCGCAGGUGAGUUACGAAUCAACUGCAGAAAUCCUAAGCGACAAAAUUCGUUUUCCUUCAUUUUUACGGACUGUGCCCAGCGACUUCUAUCAAACUAAAGCAAUGGCCCACCUGAUUCGGAAAUCUGGAUGGAACUGGAUUGGCAUCAUAACCACAGAUGAUGACUAUGGACGAUUAGCUCUCAACACUUUUGCAAUUCAGACUGCAGCAAAUAACGUGUGCAUAGCCUUCAAAGAAGUUCUCCCAGUCUUCCUCUCAGAUAAUACCAUUGAAGUCAGGAUCAAUCAGACACUUGAGAAAAUCAUAGCAGAAGUCCACGUUAAUGUCAUUGUGGUAUUUCUGAGGCAAUUCCAUGUUUUUGAACUCUUUAGUAAAGCCAUCGAGAGGAAUAUAAAUAAGGUCUGGAUUGCUAGUGAUAAUUGGUCAACAGCCACCAAGAUUACCAGCAUCCCUAAUGUUAAAAAGAUUGGCAAAAUUAUAGGGUUUACUUUUAGAAGAGGAAAUAUGUCCUCUUUCCAGUCCUUUCUUCAAAAUCUGCAUAUGUUUCCCAAUGAUAAUAACAAACCCUUAAAUGAAUAUACCAUGCUCUUGUCUGCCUGUGCAUAUGCCAAGGACAGUGAUUUGAGUCAAUGCAUUUCCAACCAUUCUCAGGGGACUUUGGCCUACAAGGCUAAUAAGGAUAGAGAAAGGAAUUUCUUCCUGAGAAAUGACUUCCUGUGGGAUUACGCUGAGCCGGGACUUAUUCACAGUAUUCAGCUCGCGGUGUUUGCCCUUGGUUAUGCCCUUCGGGAUUUGUGCCAAGCUCGAGACUGUCAGAACCCCAGUGCCUUUCAACCAUGGGAGUUACUUGCGGUACUGAAAAAUGUGACAUUCACUGAUGGAGGGAACUCAUUUCAUUUUGAUGCCCAUGGGGAUAUGAAUACUGGAUAUGACGUUGUACUCUGGAAGGAGAUCAAUGGCCACAUGACUGUCACAAAGAUGGCACAAUAUGACCUAAAGAAGGAUGUCUUUAUCAUUACAGACCAGGAAACAAGAAACGAGUUCAGGAAUCUUAAGCAAAUUCGAUCCAAAUGCUCCACAGAAUGCAGUCCUGGGCAAAUGAAGAAAACUAUGAGAAGUCAACAUAUCUGCUGCUAUGAAUGUGUGAACUGUCCUGAAAAUCACUAUAGUAAUCAGACAGAUAUGGAUCACUGCCUUUUAUGCAACAACGAAACACAUUGGGCCCCUGUAAGGAGCACGAUGUGCUUUGAAAAGGAAGUGGAGUAUCUCAACUGGAAUGACUCCUUGGCUCUCCUGCUCCUGGCCCUCUCCCUGAUGGGAAUCAUGUUUGUUCUGGCCAUUGGCAUAAUAUUUACAAGAAAUCUGAACACACCCAUUGUGAAAUCGUCUGGUGGAUUAGUGAUCUGCUACGUGAUCCUCCUCUGUCAUUUCCUCAACUUUGCCAGCACAGGCUUUUUCGUUGGAGAACCACAAGACUUCACAUGUAAAACCCAGCAGACGCUAUUUGGCGUGAGUUUCACUCUCUGCAUCUCCUGCAUUUUGACAAAGUCCCUGAAAAUUUUGCUAGCCUUUAGUUUCGAUCCCAAGUUGCAGAACUUCCUGAAGUGCCUCUAUAAACCGAUCCCGAUCAUCUUCACCUGUACAGGUAUCCAGGUUGUCAUUUGCACACUCUGGCUAAUCUUUGCAGCUCCUACUGUGAAAGAGAAUGUCUCCUUGCCCAGAGUCAUUAUCCUGGAAUGUGAAGAGGGAUCCAUCCUUGCCUUUGGCAUCAUGCUGGCCUAUAUUGCCGUCCUGGCCUUCAUUUGUUUCAUAUUUGCCUUCAAGGGCAGGAAAUUACCUGAGAAUUACAAUGAAGCCAAAUUCAUAACAUUUGGCAUGCUCAUUUACUUCAUAGCUUGGAUCACGUUCAUCCCUGUCUAUGCUACCACAUUUGGCAAAUAUUUGCCAGCUGUGGAGAUUAUUGUUAUUUUAAUAUCUAACUAUGGGAUCCUAUGCUGCACAUUCUUUCCCAAAUGUUAUGUUAUUCUUUGCAAGCAAGAGACUAACACAAAAUCUGCCUUUCUCAAGACAAUUUACAGUUACUCUUCCCACAGUGCAGGCAGCCUUGCCAUGAGUCAUGUUUCACUGGACUCCACUAAAAGCAAUACCACAAUGAACAAUCCCAGCUCUGGUGGCAAGUCUGCAGACUGUCAGAAAAGCAAAGAUAUCCAAACACUCGCACACAUAUGCAAGGCAAAUGCUACGAGUGUUUCUAAAACUUGGUCUCGAAAAAAAUUUUCAAGUAUAUAAACAAGUCCUUAAGAAAUGGCACAUUCCAGAAUAAAAU